AUGGCUUGGUUUCUGUGCGUGUGUGUGUUUUUGGCUGUGGGCCUGGCUUUGUUACUGUUGCAGCUGAAGCUCAGGAUGUCCUCACAUGGCCCACAAGUGCCUCCCUGCCUCCCAUCACUCCCCAUCAUUGGCAGCCUGCUAAGUCUGCGAAGCUCCCAUCCGCCUCAUGUGCUUUUCAAGGAGCUGCAGGAGAAAUAUGGACAGACUUAUUCUCUGAUGAUGGGCUCCCACAAUGUUAUCAUCAUCAACCAGCACGCACACGCCAAAGAAGUCCUGCUGAAGAAGGGAAAGACAUUUGCAGGGAGACCUAGAACUGUAACCACAGAUGUUCUGACCAGAGACGGGAAAGACAUCGCCUUUGGAGACUACAGUCCUACCUGGAGGUUCCACAGGAAAAUAGUCCAUGGAGCUCUAUGUAUGUUUGGAGAAGGUUCUGCCUCCAUCGAGAAGAUCAUCUGUUCAGAAGCCCAGUCUCUGUGUUCCAUCCUCUUUGAUGCAGCAGCUGUUGGACUGGCCCUGGAUCUGUCUCCUGAGCUCACCCGUGCUGUCACAAAUGUCAUCUGUUGUCUCUGCUUUAACUCAUCGUACCACAGAGGUGACCCUGAGUUUGAGGCCACGCUGCGCUACAGCCAGGGCAUUGUGGACACUGUGGCUAAAGACAGCCUGGUGGACAUCUUCCCCUGGUUACAGAUUUUUCCCAAUGCAGACCUGCGUCUUUUAAAGCAGUGUGUUUCAAUCAGAGACAAUCUUCUACAGAAGAAAUUUGAAGAACACAAGGCAGACUACAGUGAUCAUGUGCAGAGAGACCUGAUGGAUGCCCUGCUGAGAGCCAAGCGCAGUGCUGAGAACAACAACACAGCAGAGAUCAGUGCAGACUCUGUGGGCCUCAGUGACGACCACCUCCUCAUGACUGUGGGAGAUAUCUUCGGAGCCGGUGUGGAAACCACCACCACUGUGCUAAAAUGGGCCGUCACCUACCUCAUCCAUCACCCACAGGUGCAGAGAAAUAUCCAGGAGGAGCUGGACAGUAAAGUGGGGGGGGGGCGCUCACCCCAGCUGAGUGACAGAGGUAGUCUGCCCUACUUGGAGGCCACCAUCAGGGAGGUGUUACGGAUCCGCCCUGUGGCCCCUCUGCUCAUUCCUCAUGUGGCCCUCAGUGAUACCAGCAUUGGGGAUUUCACAGUGAGAAAAGGAACCCGUGUUAUAAUCAACCUGUGGUCUCUGCAUCAUGAUGAGAAAGAAUGGAAAAACCCUGAGCUUUUUGACCCUGGUCGCUUCUUGAACAGUGAAGGCACAGGUCUGGUCAUCCCUUCGCCCAGCUACCUGCCCUUUGGUGCUGGGAUAAGGGUUUGUUUGGGCGAGGCGUUAGCCAAGAUGGAGCUCUUCCUCUUCUUGUCCUGGAUCCUACAGCGCUUCACCCUCUCCGUCCCACCAGGCAACUCUCUGCCUAGUCUGGAGGGCAAGUUUGGUGUGGUCUUCCAGCCAGCCAAGUACAAGGUGAAUGCCACGCCUAGACCAGGCUGGGAAAGAAACAAGUGCCAAGCAUGUUAA
Messenger RNA from Scomber japonicus (chub mackerel), 1551 nucleotides. RefSeq names its product steroid 17-alpha-hydroxylase/17,20 lyase (gene cyp17a1). Gene Ontology annotation, biological process: progesterone metabolic process; hormone biosynthetic process. Gene Ontology annotation, molecular function: steroid 17-alpha-monooxygenase activity; heme binding; iron ion binding. The record is from RefSeq and is a predicted model, not a curated record. The coding region runs from base 1 to 1551 and encodes 516 amino acids. Lineage: Eukaryota; Metazoa; Chordata; Actinopteri; Scombriformes; Scombridae. The transcript has 8 exons.